ACUAAGGCAAACAAGACGAUGCUAAUUUGAUUUUUAGCAGAAGAUUUUAAAUAAAAAUAAGCAACUAAGUUAAAUAAGAAGUUUGCCCGUGAGUGAAAAGACUAACCCUAAUAGUAAACGAGUAGACAUCACGACAUACUCCAUCGAUUCAUCGAUUUAUUGGCCCCGAAAUGCAGCAGUCCAGUUCAUCGCAGACGGCAAAUGCGGCUUCUGGCGGGGAUGCACUGCUUCCGUUGCGCGCCUGCAGCACCGCCGGCUGCAAAGUGGCCACUGUGGUUGACAAAACGAAGAGGAAGUGCUCCCAGUUUGUGUCCUCACCGUACAUAAUGCCCAAGCCGUUGGUCGUCAACGGGCACACAUCGAUCUUUCAAGUGGGCGGUGAAAUGGCAAAAAUGGGCGAUAUACCGGCACUUUCACAUGCUACUGGUGGCGAUGGUGGUCAGCCAAUAUACCGGAUAAAGCCUGGAACCCAUGCUCAUGUCUUCAACUAUGUGCUCGUCGACGAGGGAUCCGAUUCACUGGAGAAGGCCAGAUCCGGUGACCAGGAGGCAAUGCGUCUGCUGUUGGAAUCGCAGAGGGAGAGUGCCGUGACCAAAUUGCAAAAGCUAAUAAACAACCAUAGGGGCAUCCCACCGUCCGUCAUAGCUCAUGGCUCGCCAGCGCCAGGAAGGCCUGGGGCAGCCCCCCUUUCAACUCCCGGAGGGACUUCCGCGGUCCCUGGACAUGUCACUACUCCUCAAAUUCACCCGAACUUCUCCAUUGCCAGCGUAGAGGGUGCAGUCCCAUUUGGCCGAGGAGUCGCAGCUCCUUUAGUACCUCCUUUAGCUCAAGUUCCUCCUGCGGCUCCUUCAGCAGGUAGUGGACUACCAAUCGAUUCCGUGGACCGAUUGCAGGCGGAACUCGUGGAGCUAAGACGCACAGUGGCCCGACUGGAGGAGAACAAUCGCCGCUAACUGACCGACUUUUCUUUUUUGACGAAGAUAAUUUUUUAGUUCAACCAAAUACGCUUCAGGCAACUUUAAAGCGCCCUAGACAUACAAAUAAAUAAACUAAGCUUCUGAGCCGUUGUUAUUGCAAAUAAAUUAUGUUUUUGUAAUGGUCA
This is a messenger RNA of Drosophila ficusphila, 1102 nucleotides long. RefSeq lists its product as uncharacterized. The record is from RefSeq and is a predicted model, not a curated record. The transcript has a single exon. Bases 171 to 953 code for a protein of 260 amino acids. Lineage: Eukaryota; Metazoa; Arthropoda; Insecta; Diptera; Drosophilidae.